Cetraspora pellucida is the source of this 384-nucleotide messenger RNA. NCBI's taxonomy places the organism in Eukaryota, Fungi, Glomeromycota, Glomeromycetes, Diversisporales, Gigasporaceae. The record is from the annotation of a GenBank genome assembly.
GAUAAAAAGUUGGAUGUUUUACAGCAGCAAAGCAUUGAGAUCUCAACGACCUUUCAACAAAAUACUUCAAGUGUUAUUGUAUCAGACCUUCAUAUUAUUAAACAAAUCCGUGAUAACGAUAUGUUUAGUGCAAAAAGUCAACAAAUAGUCAACAAGAAAGUCCGGUAUGCCAAUGGAUUUGGUAAAAUGAAGAAGGCUCUUAAUACUGCUUUGGAUCUUGGAUGUGAAAAAGAGCUUAUUAAUUUGAUAACUAGUUUUAUUGAUCAAAAAGUAUCUAUUUAUGAAAAUCGUAAUGAAGACUCUCGAUCUAAUCAAUCUGAACUACUAGUUGUAAUGGAUCCCUUAGUUGUAAACGUCGUGGACGGCCACCCAGUAAAAGAUUAA